This is a messenger RNA of Tachyglossus aculeatus (Australian echidna), 903 nucleotides long. RefSeq names its product olfactory receptor 9K2-like. The record is from RefSeq and is a predicted model, not a curated record. Lineage: Eukaryota; Metazoa; Chordata; Mammalia; Monotremata; Tachyglossidae. The transcript has a single exon. Gene Ontology annotation, cellular component: membrane. Gene Ontology annotation, molecular function: olfactory receptor activity; odorant binding. The coding region runs from base 1 to 903 and encodes 300 amino acids. Gene Ontology annotation, biological process: sensory perception of smell; G protein-coupled receptor signaling pathway.
AUGGGUAGUAAGGAAGAAGCCAACCGGUCGGUGAGAACCUACUUCAUCCUCGUGGGCUUUCGGGUCAGCCCAGAACUCCAGAUCUUCCUCUUCCUAGCGUUCCUGGUGGUCUACUGUUUGGUGCUGGUGGGGAACGUCGGCAUGAUAGCCGUGAUCCAAGGGGGCUUCCAGCUUCAUACCCCUGUGUACUUCUUCCUCCAAGAUCUGUCCUUCACUGACCUCUCUUACACCUCCACCAUCGCCCCCAAGGCACUGGCCAGCUUCUGGAAACAGGGUAAGUCCAUUUCUUUUGCUGGCUGUGCUGCUCAUUUCUUGCAAUUCACUACCUACAACAGACUGGCCCCUAUCUGCUUGCCACUCCUCUACCCCUCCCGCAUGUCUUGGUCCCUCUGCGUCAGACAAGUGGUUGACUCGUAUGCCUGUGGCUGUAUCAGCUCCACUCUUCAGUCUACCAUGACAUUCUCCGUGACCUUCUGCAUCUCACAGGUCAUCGAACACUUCUACUGCGAUGCCCAGCCACUCCGCUGGACCACGUGCUCCGACACCUCCGUCCAGGAGGUCAUGUCUUUUGUUCUGUCCGCAGUCAUCAUCUUGCCCACUGUCCUGGUUAAUCUGGGCUCUUUCAUCUGCAUUGGCUCUGCCAUCCUGAAGAUCCACUCCUCUGAGGGAGACAAGAAAGCUGUCUCUUCCUGUGGCUCUCAUAUGGACAUCGUGAGCCUCCUUUAUGGAACCGUGGCUUUCGUUUACCUCACCCCACCUUCAUCCCCUGAGUAUCACAAGGUGGCUGCCAUGUACUACACCCUCAUCACUCCCAUGCUGAACACCAUGAUUUAUUCUCUGAGGAACAAAGAUGCCAAGGAGGCCUUGAGAAGGAUCCUGGAAAAGAAAAUGGCUUCUCUCUGA